CUCCGCUGCCAAUAACCUCACAGUUGAAGGAGGGACUUUGUUGAGCGCUGCGUUGGUGGAUGCUUUACAGUCAGACAGGAACCGGGGACUUGAAGAAAAUCACUUUUCGGGAUUUUCAGAGACUCACAGGUUAUUUUUCCCAGACGACAUCACACAGCAGACAAACAGCAGAUCGAUAAAUAUGAAGAAUCCUCUGUUCUGGGCUCUGCUGGUCGGGAUGACCAUCCUGCUGAUGGAGCAAGUGUAUCUGGAUGAGCGUGUUGGAACCGCUGCAGGCCGCCUACUGAUAACCCUGUCAAACAACCCAACACCCCCAACUGUCAGCUCUCCCAGGGGCUCUGCUACUCUGCUAAUGGAGACCAAUUCCAGCUCCACCAGAGGAAGAGGGUUGCCAGUCCGCAGCCAAGGGGAUUCUCAAUCCGACAACAAAGUGAUGGACAAUAUCACCGUCCGACAAGGAGAGACGGUCUUUCUCAGGUGUGCACAGGGAGACGUUGUCACACACACAGCAUGGCUAAACCGCUCAAGUAUACUGUAUGCCGGAGAAGACAAAUGGUCUGUGGAUCCCAGAGUGAGUCUGGUGACCCUUAAUCAAGAGGAGUUUACCAUCAAGAUUGAAAAUGUGGACAUGACAGAUGAGGGGCAGUAUGUGUGUGCAGUCCAGACAAGCAGUCGACCGAGAACCACCUCAGUGCACAUCCUUGUCCAAGUACCACCGAAAAUCAUCAACCUGUCAAGAGAUAUUGUGGUAAAUGAAGGCUCCAACGUCACCCUGAUGUGCCAAGCCAGCGGUAAACCAGAGCCUUCCAUCAGCUGGAAACUCAUAUCCUCUUCAGGGGACCUGGCAUCAGACGACGAGUACCUGGAAAUCCCAUCUAUCUCCAGACAGAGAGCUGGGACUUACGAAUGCACAGCUGUCAACGAUAUUGACACAGAUGUCCAGACCGUAGACAUCACCGUCAACUAUGCUCCAACUGUGUCAGAGGGCAGAGAUGUUGGAGUGACUCUGGGCCAAAGGGGAGUGCUGGAGUGUGAGGCUGAUGCAGUGCCUGAGGCAGAUUUUGAGUGGUAUAAAGAUGACAGAAGGAUCUUCAAUGGCUUUGAUGGCAUGGAAAUUGGGACUACUGGAUCACUGUCGAAGCUGACAUUUUUUAAUGUGUCUGAUGGAGAUUAUGGCAACUACACUUGUGUCGCCAUCAACAAACUUGGGAGCUCAAACACAAGCUUCCUUCUGUAUGUGGUAAUUGAACCCACUAGCUCAACGCUAUUGCAAGGACCGAGAGCAGUUCAGGAUGGCAGCGGCGGCGCAAUGGGAGUGCACUCACACACCUGUCUCCUCUUCAUAGUGUUUCUGCCGUUCCUGCUCAGAUUUUGAAGAGGAAUGGAUUUGAACACAAGUAUUGUGUGUGUGUGUGUGUGUGUGUGUGUGUGUGUGUGUGUGUGUGUGUGUGUGUUUUUUUUUUUUUCCCAACCGGAACCAUAAACUGAUGCACAGUAAGUGCAUGAAGCAUCCUGCUACAUAAUGAUGUUGACCCACUAAAUAAGUACGUAACAAAAGUUUCAGUUGUUUUUAUUUUUAGAUUUCAAGGAUGUAACAAAUGUUUCACAUUUUAAUUAAAUUAUAAUUUCUUUCUCUCUAAAUUAUAUUAUUCUGGAUUGUCUCUUUUUAUGUAUAUGUCUCGGAAAAAAAAUAAUUUUUUAAAUGUGGUGUCUCUUAUUCAAAAGGAUUUGUCUUCAUUUUUUAACCACAUUGCAUAUUCAUGUCAACUCCAGGAGGCAAAUGUACAGCAAGUAUGAGAGGUGAAUGUUAAAAAUCUCAAAGUCAAACCGAGACAGUGAAGCAGAAGAAAUUUAGGUUACCCUGAGGCUGAAAGCCUGGUAUUAUCAUAUCUUAAUGUAUAAUAAUUAUCAUUCAGUCUGGUUGUUGAAAGCAGAAUUGUUUUUGACCUCUAAGUAUUUUUGUUCUCAGCAUUAUAGUGAUAUACUUGCAGUUGUGUUAUGCUAAUCUUUUAAUUUUUUUUUUCAAUUAUGUUUAGUUUUAAAUAUUUUUGAGAAGGAAAAAUAUGAAGUUGUAAUUAUUUAGGACAAAUAUUAUGUCUUUGUUGUCUUUUUUUUACCAGUACAAUUGUACACAAACAUGGUGUCAAGAAUAAUUAUGUUAUAAUUAAGUAGUUAAAAAUGGAGAGAGAGUUUAGUCCACUUGUGUGGAGUCGACGUCUGACUUAAGUGAUGCAAAUGUAUUAAUGCUGUUGCUACUUGUGUGAACAUCAUGCCAUUUCUACACAACACAGUUAUUUGAGAAAAUGUUCCUGUUCAUGUUCCAAACCAGCACUAGAGGGUUAGAGACCACUCAGUAAAAUCAUGUUAAUAGAAAAUAAACACUUUUUGCAUGUAUUUAGACACCAAUAA
Molecule: messenger RNA, 2409 nt
Organism: Siniperca chuatsi (mandarin fish)
Lineage: Eukaryota; Metazoa; Chordata; Actinopteri; Centrarchiformes; Sinipercidae
Gene: ntm
Product: neurotrimin
Exons: 10
Coding region: 182-1375 (397 amino acids)
Cellular component (GO): neuron projection
Source: RefSeq, a predicted model, not a curated record